CCUGACUGUCGGAGCAGCUCGGGCCGGGCUCGGCUCUGCUCGGUUUAUUUUCAUCCCGCCCUCCCAUCUCUACCGGAGCGGAGCGAGAUGACAUCUGGACACCGCGGCGUUUGGGUGCUUUGGAGUCGGACAGGCUGGACAGAACGGACCGGGGAACCAGGACGGACGCGGAGGUAGUGCAGACACUACCGGGAUAUCGGCGAUAUUUUGCGGGGGUGUCAGAGCUGAGAGGCCCCGGAGAGAAACCGAAGAGACACCGAGCGGUUCAGUGCACGGGAGCCGGGUUUGGUGCACUGCUGGCGGCUGCAGCUCCAGGCUGGAGGGCUGACUCAGAGACAUGUACCAGGUCCAGGGGAAAGGGGACAGGGUCGUUGCCAUGGUGCUGAAGGAGCUUCCUGGUAAAAAGUCAACCUCAGAAGGAAACGCCCUCCUCACCGUGACAACCAAGCAGCGGGAGCAGCAGGAGAGUCGACCCCUGCUGAGUCCCUCAAUCGAUGACUUCCUGUCCGAGAGCCGCAGCGACGCGUCCUCCUCCUCCCGCCCCCUCACCUCCAACACAGCAGUCCUGUCCACAGCUCUGGACCUGGUGGACCUCAGCGAGCCGGGUGGUUGCCGCGGGAACACCGAGCACCUGAGCGAGCUGGGCGGUUGCCGCGGUAACACCGAGCAGAGGAGGAGUCCCGUGAGGAGAAAGGGCAGCUCGCGGAGUCCCCGACGCCGGACCAGAGCGGAGGAGACGGAGCUCAUCCAGGUGGAGGCGCAAAGUCCCGCCUCUCUUGACUCAGUCAGUCUGCCGUCUCCUCGGGACAAAUGGGACGAGGUCAACCUGGACGUGGAGGACGCCGGAGGCAGGACGAGAGACGAGAGGCGCUGCACCUCCCACCACUCCUCCAGCGAACUGCUCUGGUCUGCAGAGUUUAAAACUGAUCCUCUAAUGAAGAACAUGCACAGCUUCGAUGACCUCGACUUCAUACCUUCAUCACAGGACUGUGCGGCAUCCAGACAGCGCAGACGAACGCGUUCCCUUCUGGCGAGCAAAGAGUCUCUGGAGGACGAGUUUGUCAGAGCGAAGGCUGCUGUGGAGUCGGACACAGAGUUCUGGGAUAAGAUGCAGGCCGAGUGGGAGGAGCUGGCUCGGAGGAACUGGCUGGAGGACUCUGAGGGCCAGGGCCCCAUCCCGCCCGCUGCCUCGCCUGCAGAGAAGGGCUACUUCUUCAAUGCCAACAACCCGUACCGGGACGCGCCCAGCGCCUUCGCCGAGGGUCAGGAGAAAGCUCGGGAAGGAGACCUGAACGCCGCCGUGCUGCUGCUGGAGGCCGCCAUCCUGCAGGACCCGCAGGACUCUGAGGCCUGGCAGGUUUUAGGAACGACUCAAGCUGAGAACGAGAACGAACAGGCCGCCAUCGUGUCGCUGCAGAGGUGUCUGGAGCUCCGCCCCAACAACCUUCCGGCUCUCAUGGCGCUCGCCGUCAGCUUCACCAACAGCGGCAUGCAGCGGGAGGCGUGCGAUGCUCUGCGCCGCUGGAUCAGCCAUAACCCCCGCUACAAACACCUGGCUGUGGACGGCAGGAGCCCGCUACAGGGCUCCCCGGCCACGCCACGCAGGGGCCCCCACAACACCUCCACACCUGCCAGCUCUGAGCUGCAGGAAGUGCUGCUCCUCUUCCAGGAAGCGGCUCUGUUGAAUCUGGACUGUGUGGAUCCAGACCUGCAGACCGGACUCGGAGUCCUCUUCAACCUCGGCUCGGACUUCAACAGAGCUGUGGAGGCGUUCAGCGCCGCGCUGUCCGUCAGACCACAGGAUGAAAACGGCAACUUUACAUCCAUAUAA
This is a messenger RNA of Sander lucioperca (pikeperch), 1831 nucleotides long. Its product is annotated as PEX5-related protein-like. The transcript is spliced from 13 exons. Bases 338 to 1831 code for a protein of 497 amino acids. Gene Ontology annotation, molecular function: protein binding. Gene Ontology annotation, biological process: protein import into peroxisome matrix, docking. NCBI's taxonomy places the organism in Eukaryota, Metazoa, Chordata, Actinopteri, Perciformes, Percidae. The record is from RefSeq and is a predicted model, not a curated record. Gene Ontology annotation, cellular component: cytosol; peroxisomal membrane.